CCCCACGUGACCCCGCCUCUCCGAUAGGCUUAGCGCGUAUGUCAUAGGGCCAACGAGGGGAAAACCACCGACAAGCCUCAUCCGCCAUCAUCUCUCCAUCUUCUCGUUCUCGCUCUCUUCUCGUCGGUCUUAUCACGCGCUCUUAUCAAGGACCGUUUCCCCCUUGACCUGGUCUACGUGACUCGGGCUGCUCCCCUGAUUCCCAUCCAGCGAUCCUCACCGAUCCCGUCCCGUCGCCACGAUCCUCCCAUCCCACCUUCCACCCAUUCCAGAACCGUCGUUACAACGCCCGACCGAUCAACCACUAAAGACCCCGUCGAACCUCAACCGCUGACUUCAGCAUAACCGACCCAACCCAAUCAACACCCCUAUCUCAACCUUUUCCAGCCAACACACCCUUAUCAAAAUGUGGUCCUGGUUUGGCGGAUCCGCCGCUCAGAAGCGGAAAGAUGCGCCGAAGAACGCGAUCCUCAUGCUCCGCGAGCAGCUGGACAUGCUCCAGAAACGCGAGAAGCAUCUGGAGAACCUAAUGGAGGAGCAGGAUACAAUUGCUCGGAAGAACGUGGCGACGAAUAAGGCCGCGGCCAAAAACGCCCUUCGCCGGAAGAAGGUCCACGAGAAGAACCUUGAACAGACAACGGCGCAGAUUGUUCAGCUUGAACAACAGAUUUACUCGAUCGAGGCGGCGAAUAUCAACCAGGAGACGCUGAAGGCGAUGGAGGCUGCUGGUGCGGCUAUGGCGAAGAUUCACGGCUCGAUGACUAUUGACAAGGUGGAUGAGACGAUGGACACACUUCGCGAGCAGCAUCAACUCAGUACCGAAAUCGCACAGGCCAUCACAAGCACCUCCCUGGUGGAACAACCAGACGAAUCCGAGCUGGACGAAGAGCUGGAGGGUCUGGAACAGGAGGCCAUGGACGAGCGGAUGCUCAACACAGGCACCGUGCCAGUUGCCGACCAGCUCAACCGCUUACCUCCUGCGGCGAACGGAGAAAUCAAAGCGAAACCCCAAACCGAAGAAGACGACGAAGAAGCCGAACUGGAGAAGCUACGUGCGGAGAUGGCCAUGGGAUGA
Molecule: messenger RNA, 1075 nt
Organism: Aspergillus sclerotioniger CBS 115572
Lineage: Eukaryota; Fungi; Ascomycota; Eurotiomycetes; Eurotiales; Aspergillaceae
Product: ESCRT-III subunit protein SNF7
Exons: 4
Coding region: 407-1075 (222 amino acids)
Biological process (GO): vesicle budding from membrane; late endosome to vacuole transport via multivesicular body sorting pathway
Cellular component (GO): cytoplasmic side of plasma membrane; ESCRT III complex; multivesicular body
Source: RefSeq, a predicted model, not a curated record